AUGCCCAAUGGGAGUCUAGAUGAUUGGUUGCAUCUGCCGAUGGAGUUACAUAAUCAUUCAAGGAAUUUAAACAUUCUUCAAAGAUUAAACAUCGUAAUUGAUGUGGCUUCUGCAUUGGAUUACCUUCAUUACCAGUGUUAUGCAACAAUUGUUCAUUGUGACUUUAAGCCAAGCAAUAUUCUACUUGAUAGUGAUAUGAUUGCACAUGUCAGUGAUUUUGGUUUGGCGAGGCUACUUUUAGAAUCUGACGACAAUUCAUCCCAGACUCAAACUAGUACCAUUGAGAUAAAAGGAUCUAUUAGCUAUGCUGCUCCAGAAUAUGGCAUGGGUGGAAAAGCAACUAUAUUAGGGGACAUGUUUAGCUCUGGGAUCUUUUUAUUGGAGAUGUUCACAGGAAAAAGGCCAACAGAUCAUAUGUUUACUGAUGACUUAAAUCUCCAUAACUUUGCAAAGGUAGCUUUACCUGUAUAUGUGAUGCAAGUUGUAGAUCCUACACUCCUACCCAAGGAAGGACAUAGAGAAGAAAUUAAAGAGGGUGCUAUCAACAAAACUGAAGGUCCUAAUCAUAGGAUAGAUAAAUUGCAAGAUUGUAUAACAUCAAUAAUUGAAAUUGCACUCCAGUGCUCCAUGGAAUCGCCAAGAGAACGUAUUUACAUGAAUGAUGUUAUGAGGGAAUUACAUUUAAUCAAGGAAAAAUUUCUUGAAGCAUGAAUCAAUCAACGCAGAGGAACUAUGCCUAUUAGAAGGUGAUUC
Molecule: messenger RNA, 753 nt
Organism: Telopea speciosissima
Lineage: Eukaryota; Viridiplantae; Streptophyta; Magnoliopsida; Proteales; Proteaceae
Product: probable LRR receptor-like serine/threonine-protein kinase At3g47570
Exons: 2
Coding region: 1-711 (236 amino acids)
Biological process (GO): protein phosphorylation
Molecular function (GO): ATP binding; protein kinase activity
Source: RefSeq, a predicted model, not a curated record